UGGAGUGCCAGCAGCCAUGAAGCUUCGCCUGCACUUUGUGGUGGACCCCAUGGGCUGGCUGUGUGUCAGCAUGGUGUUUGGGAUCUGGCUCUACAACACUUUCUUCAUCCCCAAACUGGUUCUGCUUCCGCACUACAACGAGGGACACAUCCCAUGGGCCAUAGUAGUUUGUUAUUACAUCGCGUCGACGCUCUGCAUCGCGGCCCUGUUGAGAGCUUCCACAGCAGAUCCCGGCCGUCUUCCUGUGGACCCCCAUAUACCUCACGCUGAGCGAGAGCACUGGGAGUUGUGCAAUAAGUGCAACUUAAUGAGACCCAAACGGUCCCACCACUGCAGUCGUUGUGGCCAUUGUGUACGCAGAAUGGACCAUCACUGUCCUUGGAUCAAUAACUGUGUGGGAGAAGACAACCACUGGCUCUUCCUGCAGCUCUGUUUCUACACUCAGGUCCUCAGUUUGUUCACUUUGGUGCUGGACUUCUGCCAGUACUAUUACUUUCAGCCACUUACAGGACAAGACCAGGAGAAGUUUACAACGCGCCAUGAACUGGCUCUGCUGCGAGUCUCAGCGCUCAUGGGUUUGGUCAUGUUUGGAGGCAUGACCAGCAUGUUUUACACUCAGUUGACAGGCAUCCUCUCUGACACUACCACCAUCGAGAAAAUGGCCCAGUUCUCAAAUGAAAUAUAUGGCUCAAAGAAAUCUUGGCAGCGGGCGCUAGCGGAAGUUUGCGGCACUCGCUGGAAACUCCUGUGGCUCAUCCCGCUCCGAAGCAGACAGCCCAUCCAAGCCGGCCACCACUUCCGCACCCACGUGUAGGCCGGCAGCGCUACAGCACCACCUGUUCGCACAGACAGGAGGGGGCUGGCUGCCGUGAUGAAACACUCGAUGCACACUUUGGAAUCCAUCUGCUCGCCUUCACCGUCCUCUUUUGUGCUACGAGAGCUGGGCAGCAGUCUUUGUCUCCGGAAACUCUAAGAAUUUAAAAUUUUUUGUUUUGCCUUUCUCUACAAGGCCCAGACUGGCAGCAAACAGGGUGAAGAAACAAGGGGAGUGAUGGGGGGAAUUGUUGCUUUUUUUUUACUCACUGUGACUGCUACUUUAAACAUUUGGAAACCACUUUUAAUGGUUAAUUGCAUCAGAAGGAUAGAAGUCUUUACCUGGAAGCAGCUGGCGAAAGGGACCCCUCUCAGGUUACUUUAACAAAGAGCCUUUACUACUGACCUUUAAUCAGCUACAGGCAGAACCAGUGUGUCUAUUAGGAAGGCCGUUUUUUUUGUAUAAGGUUUGUGCCUUGUUUCUUUUACUGUCACUGUGUCGGUUUUAUUUGUCAUGCAUGCGCAGUGUAUUCGUUUUUAUGAUUUCUUCCGGUUGGGGUGAUCCUCCAGCUCUCUUGCGAAGUGAUCCGGCGUCAACUGCGCUCCUGUUGUCAUUUGAAGAUUCAUGAAUGUUUUUUCCUGCAUUGUUCUAUGAACCUUUUAUCUAUGAAGAGAUUGUUUUAUCAAGCAUGGCCACAGAACAAAGUGCACAGCUUGAAUACUGAUAUGUGACACUUUUACGACACACGUGACCGGGGCCGGCUAUGAAGCAGAGCAGAGAGUAACACUUCACCAAGUGUGUGCUGUCAAUAUUAGGCUGUACAUGUCGUAGACAAAACCUGCUGUAUAAUCGAGUCGUUUCUCUGAGCAUAACAAACAUUCCACGGCCAAUUGAUACCAUGACCUCAUCGUGUGAGUGUCACAUACUAUCAAAGAUAUUAAGAGAGCUUAAAUUACUCUGGUUAUCUUUAAAGCGUUUGACGUUUUGGGAUUUAUACACGAGAAGGUCGAGACUCUUGUGCCGGCAAAGAGGUAUCGAGUUAUUCAUUUAACUCUCUGCAAGAAAGCAAAUACCCCGUAACUCCAAAAAUGUGUAACUGUUCCUUUAAAUCGAGUCUGUUUAGCUUGUCCGCUCCGUCAACCAUAGCACUUACAAUGCAACGGUCGCACAUUACCACUAACACGUCUAUUGUGCAAUAUCAUAUGUGAUCUUUUAGUGCUGCAGCUGUCACAGUUAGGUCUUAAAUGUGUCCGAGCCAGUGGCUUUAUAAGCGCAUAUCUUUAUCAGUAAAAAACUAGCGGUUUAGUAUGUGAUGGCAUACAGCUGGUCGACACUUGACACUGAUUUAUUUAUGAUGGGUUUGCUGUUACGCUAUGGUACAGUUUUAGAGGUUUUUAAUGAAUUCUUUCACAGGAUACUUAAGUAGAAGAUGAUUCAGUGCAUAAUAAUACUGGCAUAGCAUGGUUGUCACUGUCUUUAACACUUGGCAAUCGCAUAGAUAAACCUGUAUGUAAACCAAGCUUGCCAUAUGUGGGAAAUAUAACAAUAUCCAAGUAGUUUUAAGUGCCUUUCUAGGUCUUCUUACUCUCACCGUACAUCGUCGUCAUCAUGUUGCGUCUCCAUAAAAGCCAAAGACCUGGGGAAAUGUUGCAAUAGUCAGCAGGCGGUCAGUAAAUGCAUGUUUCACCAACUUUGUGAAGGUAGCAGUUUUAAUAUUAUGCACUGAUUUUCACACUUAGCACACAGUCUGUUUUGCUGCAUCGAUGGUACUUGUGAGAGAAAGUCUCCACUUAAAGUUGUCAUGUUUUACGUGUAAAUUCUCUUUCGUUCGUAUCUGAAAUUGGGAUUGUUCGGAUUUUGCAUGAGUGUGUGUUGGUAACUUUGCUCAGUGGUUUUUAUAACAGAUUCAGGGUUCUUGGAUGUUUGUGUGAUUUCUUUUGGUUUGGUGGUGGGAUGAUGUGUGUGAAUGGCAUUAAAUAAGGGGGAUGGAUCACAUUCAGUUUCUUUGACAAGUACUUUUUGAAAGCAAUAAGCAUUGUGUAGAAGUAAAGCCAUCUGUAUUGUUACAGCAGUAGUGAAAAACACGUGAUUAUUGUGAAGUAAACUGGGUUUAAAAAAGUUUCACUUAUUACUCACUAACCAGGGAUUACCAGAUUUAAACACGGCGUCUGUACCAGUAACCUCAGCCAAGAUUAACACUACUGUAGCUGCUGUGUAUAGUUUUACAUUAUAUCCUCCUAUUACACCUGAUGUUGUUAGUAAUUCGAAUGCUGCAGGAGACUUUCAGAGGGGCUGCGCACCGCUCACUCUCUUCCCCUCACAGCUGUUAACUGGCGUCCCACAGGGCUCUCAGUUUGGACCUGUGUAGUUUGGUUCACAUUGUUCAUUUGCUCUUUUCAGAAUGUGUUUUCAAAUUAUUUUUUUUCCGUUCAGACCUCAAACUCUGGAACCGUUAAGUUUUGGGGAAUUAAAGGAAUACACCAUCAAUAAUGUUAUCCAUUUCUUUAUGUCCAGAAAGCCUAUGAAAUGUGAGAAAACUAUUCAUUGUGAUUAUAUAAUGAAUACAAACAUCAUAUAUUAGGUAUUCAUAUUCUAAUAAAUUAGAUUCGGGAUACGUUUGAGCUGAUUCUUUUCUCCUUUCUUCUACUUGAUGUGUAGCAGCCUACAUUUGGGCUGCAGCUGAAGCUUUUAUUUUAAUGGAAAUAAGGAUAUAAACUAGUAAACAUGAUGUCAGUAUUUUCAGAAACAGAUGGAGACCUUGGCUCUGAAACUAGCCCCAUACCCAACAUUACAUCUUUUGAUAUGACUACAAAAUUGUUGUCCGC
Messenger RNA from Anarrhichthys ocellatus (wolf-eel), 3639 nucleotides. It is a transcript of the gene zdhhc21, whose product is annotated as zDHHC palmitoyltransferase 21. Bases 17 to 814 code for a protein of 265 amino acids. The record is from RefSeq and is a predicted model, not a curated record. Lineage: Eukaryota; Metazoa; Chordata; Actinopteri; Perciformes; Anarhichadidae. The transcript has 7 exons. Gene Ontology annotation, molecular function: protein-cysteine S-palmitoyltransferase activity. Gene Ontology annotation, cellular component: Golgi apparatus; endoplasmic reticulum. Gene Ontology annotation, biological process: protein targeting to membrane; peptidyl-L-cysteine S-palmitoylation.